Molecule: messenger RNA, 897 nt
Organism: Phlebotomus papatasi
Lineage: Eukaryota; Metazoa; Arthropoda; Insecta; Diptera; Psychodidae
Gene: BORCS6
Product: BLOC-1-related complex subunit 6
Exons: 3
Coding region: 128-736 (202 amino acids)
Biological process (GO): lysosome localization
Cellular component (GO): BORC complex
Source: RefSeq, a predicted model, not a curated record
AAAUUGACAGCUGAGGCUUCAGCUGAGUAAAAGUUGUUUAUAUUUUGGUUUUCCUGGUCAGAAAAUCCUAAUCUUCUCAGAAAAGCCCAGUUUUCCUUGUGAAUAAGCUCCAAGAAUUACCAAAAAGAUGGAGAAUGAAGAGAUACCCGAUGCUAUGACGGCGUCUUACAGUGAGAUCACAAAUUCAGUCCCCGGGGAGGAAUUGGGAGCGGUCCGGAAGCGCCCAAAUCGCUUCCCUUACAAUCUCGAAGGUACUGUCUGCAUGGAUGGGGACAUGACGCAUUUCAUCACGGAAAACCUGGAGCAUAAGAUCAAGCUGUCGAGUCCAAUUGCCAAGAGCAGAGACUCACCCAGAGGAGGUGAUUCUGACAGCACACCAUCCACAAGUGGCUUCCAUCCACGUCCGGGAAGCUUCUACAAUCCGCCGGAGAUUGACUCCAAUGUUCUCAAUGAUGUGGAAAUUGAGGCACAAUACUUGGCAGCUUCAGUGGACAAUCUCACGGAGAACCUCUGCAAUUUGCUGCAUUCGAUUUCGUCUAUCACAGCGGACAAUGUUGAAGUGUACAAGAACUCUGUGAGCAAAUUAACGGACUGCAUGGACGCCAAUAUAAAGAAUAUGUACACGAUUAUGGCAAAAACGGAAGAGAUUUCCAAUGCCAUCAAGCCCACGAAGCAGCUGAUGAACAGAAUACGAGAAAUAAAACGAUUAGUUGAUAUGCUGGAGAACACGCUGUAGAUUUUUUCAUUCUUGGAUGCAGCUUUGUGAUUUUGUGAUCUCUUGAAUUUAAUUUGAAGGAAUGAAAUCCCAGUUAAUGUAAGUUGUUUUACUUUUGUAUUUUUAUUAUUUUGGCUUUCCAAGGAGUAGUAGAAUUGAGUGAAAUAAAGACGUUAACGGCA